GACAUCAUGUUGCUAUAGCUGUUGGUCAAUCACGGUAAUCCAUGUCAUAACUACUUUUUGCUUAUAGAUCAUGGCAAUCUAUGAAACCCGAGGUCCGAAUGCGUCCCCUCACAGCUCAUGCUAUAUCUAACUUCACUUAUAUAAAUGUCUUAUCUCUUAAUAUUCCAAUCAUAUCCAUCUUUGGAUUCACUUAUAUAAAUGUCUUAUCUCUUAAUAUUCCAAUCAUAUCCAUCUCAUUGGUACUGUACGGUCUAAACAUUCCUCAAUCACACCAUGGCCUCAUCUUCUUCCUCUCCCGCCGCUGAUCUCCACGACAACCUCUCUCGAGUUAAGCGCUCUUCACCCAUUGGCACCACUCUCUUCGCCGGCAUUCGCACCGCCGAUAUCUUCAUACAAUAUGGCCUCGUAGCAUACGGCCUCGCCGCGCCCAGCCUCCGCGCCAUUGGCGUCUCCGCCCUCCCCCCUUUCCUCCCCGGCGCCUUCUCCCUCCCAAAUCUCGCCAACUUCGCCGCUCUCCCUCUCCAAGCCCGCAUAAUCAUCGGCCUCGCAACCGCCAGCAGCAUCAAGCACGUCUACUGGCUCUUCCGCAUCGGCGAGACUGAGAUGCGCCCCGCCGAGGGUAUCGUAAUCGGGUUCUUCAACACCUUCUUCAACUCCCUCAACUCGAUCUUCUGGUCCAUCGCCCCCCUCGCCCCUCUCCUCCCCACCGCUGCCUCCUCCUUCCUCACGGGCUUCGGCAUCAUCUCCCCCGCGCCCCGCGACCUGAGCUCCCUUACCCCAACCUUCAUCAUCGGGACAGCUAUGGCCAUCGGCGGCCUCCUCCUCGAAACCACCUCCGAGAUCCAGCGCAGAAACUUCAAGGCCCGCCCGGAGAACAAGGGGAAACCAUUCACCGGCGGCCUCUUCGGUGUCGCGCGACACAUCAAUUACGGCGCAUACUGCAUCUGGCGAUCUGGGUAUGCGAUGGCGGCUGCGGGGCCCAUUUUGGGCGGGCUGGUGUUCUGGUUCUUCUACCACGAUUUUACGAGAAGGGGCAUUCCCGUGCUAGACCGUUAUUGUGCGGAUCGGUAUGGCGAGGACUGGCAGCAGUAUCGCAAGAAAGUGCGAUCAUCUUUGCUUCCAGGGAUUUGAGGGGUGGGUGCGGUUGUUGGGGAUGCCUCCGUGGGUGUAGGAUUCGUGUUAGCAGUGCUAGUGAUGCGCGGAAAAAGGCUUCAAUGGACAGAUAACACUUAAUGUAUGCUUGGUCUCGGCGCGAAGGCUGGCGAUUUGACGAUGGAAUAUGACUUGGG
This is a messenger RNA of Pseudogymnoascus verrucosus, 1289 nucleotides long. RefSeq lists its product as uncharacterized. The record is from RefSeq and is a predicted model, not a curated record. Gene Ontology annotation, cellular component: membrane. The coding region runs from base 274 to 1131 and encodes 285 amino acids. NCBI's taxonomy places the organism in Eukaryota, Fungi, Ascomycota, Leotiomycetes, Thelebolales, Thelebolaceae. The transcript has 2 exons.